AUGGCCGGCCCUGGAGGCGGCCCACCCCGGAAAAGCCACACUAAAAGCCGAAAAGGAUGUCGAACUUGCAAACGGCGCCACAUCAGAUGCGACGAGACCUUUCCCCAAUGCAAGAACUGCUCCAAGCACAACUGUCGGUGUGAUUACAUGGACAUGCCAGCUGCUGGCGAAGAACCCAUGAAAGGGUCUCGACCUCCCGAUCUCAUGAUGUCUUCUGAUCUUCAGAAACGACUCGACAAGUGGCGCUUGACCGGGGAGAGCCUCUUGCCAGAUCUGCGGUCGCCCGAUCCUAUGUAUUGGACACGCUUCUCUACAAUCGACCUACGACUCAUCCAUCAUAUCGUCACGCUAGCCACCGAUCUCCACACCAGAGGCUACAGUCCCUGUACGUCUUGGGCUGCAAGAAUGCCUACCCUGAUCCCAGUUGCGCUCUCUCACGACUUUGUCAUGAGUGCGAUGCUUGCGCUGUCUGCGUCACACCUCGCCUGGCAGACCAAAAACCCCGAUACCGAGAACUUGGCCUACCAUCACCGAGGUGUGGCAUUGAAGGGCUUGCAUGGAGGACUCGGCCAGUUCUCGCGUGAAGUAUCCGAAGCUAUCCUCGCAGCUUCCAUGCUUUUGUCCUGGCAAGCUCCCGAAUGGAAAAGCUGGGCUUCAUUACAACAAGGCAUUUCUACCGUCAUGUCCUCCAUGCGUCCCUGGGCCCAUGAAUCGGAACUGGCAAGAUUUCUCGACGUGCAGAGAUCCAUCUCCCGAGCAAGAACACCGAGCACGCCCACGUUUCCCAACGCCACUACCGGAAUCCCAGACGACGAAGUCCGCCGCGUUGAUGAGAUGAUCACAGCCCUCCACAAUCUCAAGCUGCGUCUCGCCACGAAUCCCGAGAUGGCAGAACAUGCCGGCCACGUCCUCGACUACCUCACCGAAUUGCGGCAGGACUUCCCGAUUCCCUCGCCGGAGCGCGCCUUUGCCCGACUCCAGCCCCUGCGCGACUUGAUCUUCUGGCUUCCUCCCGCGGUCCUUCGCGCCGGCGAAUCCGACCUCCCAUCACUGACCCUCCUCUCGCACCUGUACGCAACAGCCCUCACGAUCGAAGGCGUCUUUCCCGAGAUCGGCGGCGCAUAUCUAGGCGGCAUGUGCCUCCAGCCCAUCGAACGCAUCCACGAGAUCCUCAACUCGCGCCGGAGCCAACAGCCCCAAGACAGCAGCUGCCAAGUCGCGCUCCAGAUCGUCGAGUACCCCAUGCGCGUGGUCGCGGCAUACAAGACCCAACAACGUAAGACCAGCAUUGGCCUCGAGCAGCACGCAUCCGUGCCCUACCGGCACUCGCCGCACCAAAGCCCAUCCUACAUGGCCUCGCACAUGCAGCUGGCGUCGCCGCCAGAAACAACCAGCACGCUGUACUCUAACUCACCCGUGCAGACACCUCAAGGUCUGCCGACGGGGACAGGCACAUACUUUUCCGGCUCGCAGUCUCUGACAUCCGGCCGUCGCGACUCGCCUGGCUUGCGGCCGCCGCAAUCGGGCCUCGGCGAACGCAGCUCCAGCAUGUCGAUGGUGUACGGCCAACACGCGACAGGCGCGGCGUCUCCCCACCUUCACCAGCAGCAGCAGCAGCAUACACAAGUGCGCAGUUCUCAUGACUCUAACCCAUCGCGAAUGGAGCAUUUUGGUCAGCAGCAGCAGUCAGCAGCAGCGUCAUCGCCCGGGACGCAGCCGGCACUGUCACAAUCACUCCAGCAGCAACAGGGUUACCAACAAUAUUACUCGGGCAUGACUACCGCUGCUCCUCAUCAUAGCCAUCAUAACCGGUUCGUCACUCCUUCGCAACUUUGGGCUUGA
This is a messenger RNA of Cyphellophora europaea CBS 101466, 1842 nucleotides long. RefSeq lists its product as uncharacterized. Bases 1 to 1842 code for a protein of 613 amino acids. The transcript has 4 exons. Lineage: Eukaryota; Fungi; Ascomycota; Eurotiomycetes; Chaetothyriales; Cyphellophoraceae. Gene Ontology annotation, molecular function: zinc ion binding; DNA-binding transcription factor activity, RNA polymerase II-specific. The record is from RefSeq and is a predicted model, not a curated record. Gene Ontology annotation, biological process: regulation of transcription by RNA polymerase II.